Messenger RNA from Symbiodinium necroappetens, 784 nucleotides. Lineage: Eukaryota; Dinophyceae; Suessiales; Symbiodiniaceae. The record is from the annotation of a GenBank genome assembly.
AUGUUCUUCGAUGCAUGGCCAGAAUUUCAAUGUCUGGCCUGCUGCAGCAACGCCGAUUCGGUGGUCACGAAGGACGAAGUACCUGCAGAGAAGCUGGUCCCAGUCGCGACAGUGUUUUCAAGACCUGCAGACGUCACUUUGGCGGACCCAAGCGCCGAAGAGGUGCUCCAGAGCAGGCCAAUGGUGUGCAGACGCCCGCGCGUCCAACAAGCGAGUGGGGACGAGGAGGAUGUGCCUGUCGAGGUCGUCGGUGACGACUGGCCGCAGCAGCCUCCUGAGAAAAGCUUCGGCUCCUUAUCAGCUCGCCUACAGAACGAAGACGUGCAGCGGAUUGUGGUUACCGACCUCAAAAACUUCAAAGGACACAUUCGGUCACCAGAUCAGCGAGACAUGUUCGCCGAUGACAUGUGCCGACGCGACUGCUGCCGCGAGGCACUGAUCAUGGCCAGGUUUGCGAAUGCCGAAGUGCAAGACAAACUAUCCCCUCUGUUGGGACGAGUGUCCAUGACGAAGAGUGAGGCUCUGCGAGAGACUGGUGCAGUGACUGUUGAGGACUGCCGCACCACCGAAAGGGAUGCUGCCCAUUAUUGCCACUUGGAGGUCCCAGCCGCUUUUGGCAGGCUCACGGAUGAGGAGCAAGCCGGUGCAGAUGACUUUGAGGAUGGUGAUGGAUUGGUGAUUCCAGUGGUUUCACGAGAUGAAGCAUCCUUCGGUGGUCUCACCCUUGAAAAGACUUUGCGGCGAUACCAGGAUGCCUGCGAACGGGCCGCGAAUGCCGCGAACA